AUUUAAUAUGCGGGGAUUCUUCACAUUUGCUAAAUCCUUUAUCAGCUUCUCCUCUGUAAAAACUCAACAAAUGAAAGUUUCAAUUAGAUUGUAAGCAUAAUUUUAAUUUGAAUUUAGAGUCAAUCAAUCAAUUAAUGGCUAAUUGAGAUUGUGUUCCACUUUAACAGCACUUAGAAUGGCUAAUCUGUAUGGAAUUUGGUAAAAGUCUUCAAUUGAGGAAUUUGAUGGUGGUAAUAUUGCCUGAAUACUUAGAAUCCGAAUUAGAUAUCCACAUUUCUCAACUUUUGUCAUUGUCUCUAAAAGCAGAACAACAAACGAUACAAGCCAAAAUUUGA
Paramecium octaurelia is the source of this 335-nucleotide messenger RNA. NCBI's taxonomy places the organism in Eukaryota, Ciliophora, Oligohymenophorea, Peniculida, Parameciidae. The record is from the annotation of a GenBank genome assembly.